AUGGCUGGAAACGUUUCCGCUGGGACGACGAUUCAGACGACGCAAAAAUCAUCAUCGUCUUUGGGGGGGGUGACAACGAGGAAGCAAUCGCUCGCGUACAUCCUCUCGUUCGUCGCUCUGUUCAUGCUCGUCGCGUUGUGCGACUGGGAGAAUUAUACCUCUUCCACCACCAUCGGUGGGAAUACUAAUUUCGGCAGCGCAUUCAGAGAAGAUUCGAUGCGUAUCAUCAACGAUUUGGAAGGCGUGAAAUCGGAAAAGUUAUCCGAGCGAUUGGAAGAGUUGAGAGAGGAGAAGAAAAAGAUUGAAGAAGAGAUUAAGAAGACGACGAACGACAACGAAGAGGAAACGGAAGAAGAAGAAGAAGAAGAAGAAGACGGAAUGACAUCGACGAAACGAAAGAAAGAAUACGACGAGAAUAACUUCCCAGAGGCCAUCAUCGAGAACAUCGAACGCGAUUUAGGACACGGGGCGAGAGCGUACCGAGGACCGGAAGAACCGGCGAGGACGAUGGAGUUGGCGAGGUUGAGAUGCUUAAACGCGCCGGAACCGUGGUCGCCGUUUGAUGCCGGGAGGAAGAAGGAUAACGACGGGAACGUGAGAGGGAAAGGAGAUGGGAGGAGGAGGAGGAGGAGGAGGAGGAGGAACGUGCUUUCUUCUUUUGAGCGAGCGGGAAAAGAAGAAGAAGAAGAAGAAGAAGAAGAAGAAAUAAUAGAUAGUACUGGCGGGAGAAGGAAGCUUCUGGCGUAUAGACUUCCGGCGGGGAAAUAUAAACCUUUACAACCAAAGUGCGCGGCGAGCGAACGCGUGAAGAAAAAUAUAAGACCCGGCGAAGACGCCGUCGUCGGGUGCUUGAAAACCAACAGGUGCUCGCACGCCGUAGAAGACGUGUUUACAGCCAUACAAAAUUUGGAUGGAAUCAAAUCUUUAAAAAAUUACGUCAGUUGUAUCACCGUCAACGGCCAAACGAAAGGGUGCGGCUCGAUUACGGGCAACCCGGAAACGUUCCCGUAUAUCGGCACGAAACCGCCGCCGAAAGCGAAGAAAGAAACGACGCGAACGUAUAAAACAUGCGCUUUAGUCGGCAACGGUCCUGGUUUACAACGCGAAGGUAUGGGAGAAAUCAUCGACAAACACGAUGCGGUGAUUCGAUUCAACACGUUCGUCUCCAGCGGCGUCUGGCAAAACUAUACGGGAGUCAAAUCCACCUUGCGCGUCUUCAACAAAAAACGCGCGGAAACCAUGAAGAGCACGAAAAACGUCUACAUCUCCUCGACGAAAACGAAAGACAAAAAAGACGUCGAAAACGAGUUGUGGAUCUUUUGGAACUACAUGUCCUUCCCGUUCCUCCCUCCGGUUUUACGAGCGAACAAAAACACCGCCAUCAUGGCGCCAGACGUCAUCAAAUACAUGGUCAACGGCUACUUCAAAUCUCGAUCGGAUUUACACCGUUUAGGAUAUAAAGGUUUCCAGUGUCCAACCAACGUCAAUUCAGGCAUCCACGCCAUGUACAUGGCCAUGCAAAUGUGCGAACGCGUCAAUUUAUUCGGUUUCAGUUACAGCAUGGACAUGUUGAACAAACGCAACGACGCUCGAUCGCCGCGCAUGUCUCGAUUCCACGAUUGGGCGUUCGAUACCAUGUUGGUCAGAUUGUUGCAUCUCAGCGGGUACGUCAACGUGUGCACUUCGUAG
This is a messenger RNA of Bathycoccus prasinos, 1689 nucleotides long. Its product is annotated as beta-galactoside alpha-2,6-sialyltransferase 1. Bases 1 to 1689 code for a protein of 562 amino acids. The transcript has a single exon. Gene Ontology annotation, molecular function: sialyltransferase activity. NCBI's taxonomy places the organism in Eukaryota, Viridiplantae, Chlorophyta, Mamiellophyceae, Mamiellales, Bathycoccaceae. The record is from RefSeq and is a predicted model, not a curated record.